AUGAACUCCACAGAAGAUACUGAGCCAGAGAACACCAACAAACCUUCCAGCAGUGCCAGAACUCUUGCUUUGACUGUGUGCUCUGCUGCUAUCGGAGGCACCUUCCAGUAUGGGUACAAUAUCUCAGUCAUUAACGCUCCCACCAGUUACAUCCAGAAUUUCAUUAAUGAUACCUAUAUGGAGCGUUGGGGCAAAGGUUUGGACACACCUCAGGUGACACUAGUAUGGACUAUUAUCGUCUCUGCCUUCUCACUAGGAGGUUUACUGGGGGCCCUCCUAGCAGGGCCAAUGGCAGUCCACUUUGGGAGGAAGAACUCAUUAAUUCUGAACAAUUCCUUUCUGUUUGUUGGCACUGUGUUAGUGUUAACAUGCAGGAAGGCGAAAUCAUUUGAGAUGAUCAUCCUCGCUCGAUUUCUAGUGGGGAUAAACGCAGGUGUAAGUAUGAAUGUCCAGCCUAUGUACUUUGGGGAAAGUGCCCCCAAACAUCUCCGUGGUGCUGUGGCAUUUUCCUCUGCUGUUUUCACUGCAUUUGGGAUUUUCUUAGGUCAGGUUGUGGGACUCACUGAGCUGUUGGGAACAGAGCCUCUCUGGCCCUACUUACUAGCUAGUAACUCUUUGCCAGGGUUAAUCCAGCUGCUUACCCUACCCUGGUUCCCUGAAAGCCCCAGAUACCUUCUCAUUGACCGGGGAGACAGGGAGGCAUGUGUCCGGGCACUUAGGAGACUCCGUGGCGGGACAGCUCCUGUCUUGGAGAUGGAGGAGAUGCUUCAGGAGCAGCAGCAAGUAUCCACUGACUUAAAUUCUGGGUGUGCAGUUGCCAAGACGCCGUGGUCUCUUUUUAAGGAUCCUGACCUGCGAACCCAGCUCAAAAUGGCUAUAACUGCUAGUAGUGCCAUGAUGCUCUGUGGCAAUGACUCUUUCUAUUUCUACGCUUAUUACAUCUUUCUUGAGGCAGGCAUCCCUCUUGAGAAAGUCCAGUACGCAACUAUCGGCACUGGGGCAGCUGAGCUAACUGCGUCUAUACUGAGUAACCUUCUGAUUGAACGAGUGGGCCGCAAGUAUCUUCUUGUUGGAGGAUACAGUCUCAUGUCUUGCUGGAUUAUAGUCUUAACUGUAGCUCUCACAUUUCAAAGACGUGGGGUGGCGGGGAUGUCCUAUCUCAGCAUGGUAUGUGUGUUUUGCAGCAUCCUUAGUUUUGGUUUGGGUCCUGCGGGCGUGACAGGGAUCUUGCCUGCUGAGAUCUUUGACCAGUCAGCCCGGCCAGCAGCAUACAUGAUUACCGGAUCAUUUAUGUGGAUCAGUCUGUUCGUUACGGGAAUGUUGUUUCCUUUCAUCGUCAACAACCUGGGGAAUUUUAGCUUCCUGCCAUUCUUGACUGUGUGUUUGGUGGCUGCUGUGAUUUUGGGGCUCACCUUACCAGAGACAAAAGGCAAGACACUCGCUGAGAUCACUGCAGAGUUUGAUAGAAAGAAUGGAAGGAAGAAGAAGAGGCAGGAGGAGCAGGUGGAUGAGCCCAUAAUGGAUCACUACCAGCUGGGCAAAAUCUGCUCCUUCACUAAUCUAACUGACCCUGGUCUUAAGAAUGGGGACUGAUAUUUGAUAUUGUCCAGUAAAAGUAGAAAUGACAGGCAGUGCCUUUGUGGUCACUUGAUUCACUUUCAGUGUUGUAAUCUAUUUAUGAAAUAUACUCUAAAUGUAAUGACAGAUAAUUCAAUUUAAUUAUUGUUGCAUGAGAGGACUUUGGGUUUGUAUUGGACUCUUAAGAUAUCGUGUUCAU
This is a messenger RNA of Scomber japonicus (chub mackerel), 1777 nucleotides long. Its product is annotated as solute carrier family 2, facilitated glucose transporter member 11-like. Gene Ontology annotation, molecular function: hexose transmembrane transporter activity. The record is from RefSeq and is a predicted model, not a curated record. NCBI's taxonomy places the organism in Eukaryota, Metazoa, Chordata, Actinopteri, Scombriformes, Scombridae. Gene Ontology annotation, biological process: monosaccharide transmembrane transport. The transcript has a single exon. Bases 1 to 1593 code for a protein of 530 amino acids. Gene Ontology annotation, cellular component: membrane.